UCUCCCGGUUGCCAUGGCGGCGGGUUGGCGGCCGCGGCCCUGAGCUGCGCGGGAACCCGCCCGCGGCCUACCUCGUCUCCGCCCUGUCCCGCCAUGGAGGACGAGCUCUACCUCGAGAACAUCGAUGAGUUCGUCACCGACCAGAACCGCAUCGUCACGUACAAAUGGCUAAGCUACACUCUGGGAGUUCACGUCAACCAGGCUAAACAGAUGCUGUAUGAUUACGUGGAGAGGAAACGAAAGGAGAAUUCAGGAGCUCAGCUUCAUGUCACCUACUUAGUAGCAGGAAGCCUCAUCCAGAAUGGACACGUUUGCCACAAGGUUGCAGUAGUGAGAGAGGAUAAACUCGAAGCAAUGAAGUCUAAACUAAGCACUCUUGCAAGUGUGCAUGUCUACAGCAUUCAGAAAGCCUUGCUGAAGGACAGCGGGCCGCUCUACAACACGGACUACGAUAUCGUCAAAGCGAACCUCCACAACUGCAGCAAGUUUAGUGCCAUUCGAUGUGCCGCUGCCAUCCCCAGGCCCUUGGCUGAAGUUUCUCCAGCGCAGACGUCUGCUCAGGCUGGGUCCCAGAGUGACACCAACACCCUCAACGCGCCCGUGGUCAACGGCCACGGUCCGGCGGCCUCUAAACAGACCUCGCAGCAGCCCAAAGGGAUCAUGGGAAUGUUUGCAGCCAAAGCAGCUUCCAAAACCCAAGAUGCAAAUAAAGAAACGAAAGCAGAGGCGAAGGAGGCCCCAGGUGUGUCCACAGCAAGCAGCAAACCGUCGGCGAAGAGCAACAUCAUGAACAACUUCUUUGGAAAAGCUGCCAUGAAUAAACUUAAAGUCAACUCUGUGCCCGAGCAGCCAAAGGAAGAGAAAGAAGUAGUCAAGCCUUCAGUUGCUGAAGCAGAACCAGAAUCAGCCCCUAAUACUGUAGUAGAAAAACCUGGGAAGAAAACAGAGUCUGCUAGAAGUCAACAAAAGGACAAAAAAAGUAAAGCGAAGAGGGUGGACAAGUCGGAUAACGAGGAAGAAAGAGAUCCAGAAAAUCUAAAGAAAAAGAGGAAGCGAAUCAAGCAACUCGUGUCUGACAGCAGUGAUGAGGAAGCAGAUGUCCCACCGCCUCCCACACCUGAGGAAGAGAAAGCUCCAUCUCCACCCCCUGUACCUGCUCUGAAAACUGAACUGGAGCCUGUGUGCACGGAGGUUUCAGCUGGAGGGAGGAAGAGGAAACGGAAGCGUGUGCUGAAAUCCAAAAUGUUUAUUGACGAAGAAGAAGGCUGCAUGGUGACCGAGAAGGUUUACGAGAGCGAAUCCUGUACAGACAGCGAAGAUGACUUCGCCAAGUCCAAGCCACCAGCUGCCCCCAAACAGCCUGCCCUGCCUCUCAAGAGAGAACCCAAGGAGGAGAAGAAGAACCCAAAGAAAGGGGCAGCUACUGCCAACAGAGCCAACAAACAGGUCUCCAUCAUGGGCUUUUUCCAGAAGAAAUGAACUGGGUUGCUCUUUUUUUGCGUGGCUUUCCCAAAGCCGCCGCGUUGGAGGAGAACAUCUUCGCAAUCUUCCCUUACGUAAGAUAUCUUGCUUACUGUGUAAGUAAGCCCUCUGGACUAGAUUUUUUAGGGGGGAAAAGAAGCGUUUGAUGUGUUAUUGCAAUCAUUUCGAUCGCCUUAACGAAGCAGUACGGCAACGGCCAAAUCUAGAGAAAAAACUCUUGAAAGACUCUUAAUCUAUUCACAGGAAUUUUUUUAUUUUUUUAUUCAACCUCUAACCUAUUCAGUGUUGAUGGGCUCUUCCACAAGUGGUAGUUGGACUUAUUUAGGAGUCAAGUUGUGGCUUUUUUUUUUUUUUCCCCCCCCCCCUCCCUCUCUUUACACCCCAAACUCUCCAGAUUGAUCUAAAUGAUGUUCACCUUGGUUAGAAGCCGAAAUGUAGCAGGUCUUCGGGCAUCCACACAAAAAUACCGAACAUCUGCUUCAGCUUUAACUGAAUGAAAUGAACUUUAAUUUUCCCCCUAAGGCUGGUAAAUAGUUUUUGCUCUGCCUUUCAUAAUCUCUUUUUUGGACAAAGCGGCGCAUAUAAAAUUCUCUUGCUCUUUUCCUCCUCGAACGGAUCCUCUGUAAACUGCUCGGAUGCCUAAUUAUAGAGCGGGGACGCUGGUGCUGCUCUGUCUUUUUUGCAAAAAAAACAACAAAUCUUUGAGGCUUCCCACACAAUUGGCUCCGGCUUAAUUAGGGGAAGGCUUCGCUGUUAUUGGGAAAGCAACUGUGUCUUUAACCUUGAAAGUUAAGGAGUCAAAGGGCAGGGUGAUUAGAGGGCAGUUCUGAUAACACCAGCCAGGUACCCGCUGUCCCUCCUGCGUGAAGAAUUGCACGCUGCUUUUUUGGGGGGGUUUUGUCGUUUUUGGGUUGGCUGAAGUUUGGUGGGGUGUUUUUUUUUUUUUUUUUUUUAUGGGUGUAUAAACCAGACAAGGGGAGAGUUGUUUUCUAGGACAUCUCGUCAUCUGCCUCUUUGAGGGAAGCAAACGGUCCUGAGGAACCGGUUAUUGGAGAUGAAUAAAGCACUGCGAGUCCUGUUAAUCAGAAAUGAGUCUUUCUGUUGGAUGCCUCCUGAUUUUUUUUUUAUUCUGGUGCUAAAUUUCAUAGAUACGUGUAAAAAAAGCCAGAUUUUCCAGAGGAUGGGUGCUGAGCUUCUCUGAAGCUUGGCCUGGUGAGGGCUCCCAAAUGAGUGCCCGAUGUCAUUGGCGGUUGGUUGAGUGGUGUUAGGUCAAUGUAUAUAUGAAUAUAUAUGUCCUUAUGGGUAUAGAAAGUGCUUGUGGUUCCAGAAAGGUAGAUAAAGUCUUGAAGAGCAUUGAACCAAGGAAGAAAUGUCUUCAGGCACCUGGUUGAAAGUAUUCUGAGCCUCUUGCACAAGCUGGAAAAGGUUUCAUGCUCUCGUUGGAGUGACCUGGGCAGCAGAGGGCCGUGGGGGAAGAAUGAGCAACCUUGUUCUGACUUUUAUGAAGAAAAUUUAACUGUAAAAAAAAAAAAAAAAACAACAAACCAACCAAACCAUACUGCCGUAGUGUUUCUGUUUCUUUUGGUAGAAGUGGGGGUGUAUUUUGAAAAGUAAUAAGUA
Molecule: messenger RNA, 3102 nt
Organism: Calidris pugnax (ruff)
Lineage: Eukaryota; Metazoa; Chordata; Aves; Charadriiformes; Scolopacidae
Gene: POLD3
Product: polymerase (DNA-directed), delta 3, accessory subunit
Exons: 13
Coding region: 94-1479 (461 amino acids)
Biological process (GO): DNA replication; nucleotide-excision repair, DNA gap filling; DNA synthesis involved in UV-damage excision repair
Cellular component (GO): delta DNA polymerase complex; nucleus
Molecular function (GO): DNA-directed DNA polymerase activity
Source: RefSeq, a predicted model, not a curated record